Messenger RNA from Penicillium diatomitis, 399 nucleotides. RefSeq names its product peptidylprolyl isomerase family protein FPR2 (gene fkbp3). The coding region runs from base 1 to 399 and encodes 132 amino acids. Gene Ontology annotation, biological process: protein peptidyl-prolyl isomerization. The transcript is spliced from 2 exons. Gene Ontology annotation, molecular function: peptidyl-prolyl cis-trans isomerase activity. Lineage: Eukaryota; Fungi; Ascomycota; Eurotiomycetes; Eurotiales; Aspergillaceae. The record is from RefSeq and is a predicted model, not a curated record.
AUGCGUUUCGCGACUCUCUUCUUGACUCUCGCCUCGCUGGCCUGUGCCGCCGAGCUCGGUAUCGAAGUCACUCACAAGGUGGAUUGUGAGCGCAAGACCCAAAACGGCGACACUGUCCAGAUGCAUUACCGGGGUACUCUCCAAGCAGAUGGCAAGGAGUUUGACUCGAGCUACAAGCGCAAUGCUCCUUUGGAGUUUGCGCUGGGAACUGGCCGUGUGAUUAAGGGAUGGGACCAGGGUCUUCUCGACAUGUGUGUCGGCGAAAAGCGCACUCUGACUAUUCCCCCCGAGUUCGGCUAUGGUGAGCGCGGCAUUGGCCCCAUCCCCGGCGGUGCCACUCUUGUCUUUGAGACCGAGCUCGUCGGUAUCAAGGGUGUCGAGAAGAACGAUGAAUUAUAG